AUGCAAAUCACAACUUUCUUCCUCGUUGCUUUGUGGUCUGGUAUCGGUUUUGCGGUGCCGAGUCCUGACACCACAAUCCUCACCCGCUCCCUCGGCCUCUGCAAAUCCCCAUCUUGUACUUCGAAAUGUCCAGAUGGAACACCAUAUGAUUGCUGCGUAACCUACGUCCGCGACCCCUGCGCCGACCACCAAAAAUGCGCGUUCAUGGAUUGUAUCUGCGAGUGUGAGAAAAUCCCAGCAACAUACCUCUGCAACGCAAACUAUUUCCGCGACCCCUGUUCGCCGCUCCACCCCACGCAUCCGAUCGAAACACAUACCCUCGUGUUGCCGGACCCAGCUGCACCUACUGCGUGUGAGAAGAAAGGGAAGAAGGCUGCGAAGAAGUGUAAGAAGAUGGCACCAUGA
This is a messenger RNA of Glarea lozoyensis ATCC 20868, 405 nucleotides long. RefSeq lists its product as uncharacterized. The record is from RefSeq and is a predicted model, not a curated record. Bases 1 to 405 code for a protein of 134 amino acids. Lineage: Eukaryota; Fungi; Ascomycota; Leotiomycetes; Helotiales; Helotiaceae. The transcript has 5 exons.